Messenger RNA from Paramecium tetraurelia, 674 nucleotides. RefSeq lists its product as uncharacterized. Gene Ontology annotation, cellular component: cytosolic large ribosomal subunit; ribosome. NCBI's taxonomy places the organism in Eukaryota, Ciliophora, Oligohymenophorea, Peniculida, Parameciidae. The record is from RefSeq and is a predicted model, not a curated record. Gene Ontology annotation, molecular function: large ribosomal subunit rRNA binding; structural constituent of ribosome. The transcript is spliced from 3 exons. Gene Ontology annotation, biological process: translation.
UUUAUAUGUACUUCUAUUGAUAUUCAAUCUGUUAUUUAUGUGGAUUCAAUAAAUUUAUGUGACUAAUUUAAUAUAUUUCUAUAUUCACUACUAAAACAUUAAAUAAAUUAAAAUCUUUUUUAAUGCCUCCCAAAGUCGACCCAAAUGAAGUUAGAUUGAUCAAUAUUAAAGUCUUCGGAGGAGAAGGUGGUCCAGCAUCAACCCUUGCUCCAAAGUUGGGACCUCUCGGUCUUAAUCCUAAAUAAGUUGGUGAUAAAAUUAUUGCAGAAAGUGGAAAAUGGAAGGGUAUCAGAGUUAUGGUCAACUUGAGAUGCCAAAAUAGAAAUGCAGAUGUUACAGUCAUCCCUACAUCAAGUGCAUUACUAAUCAAAGAAAUUGGAGGUUAUGAAAGAGACAGAAAGAAAACCAAGAAUGUUAAACACAACGGAAAUUUGACACUCGAGUAAGUCAUCAAAGUUGCCAGAGCUGUAGAAGAGAAGUCUCUUGCCAAGACCUUCACAGGAACAGUCAAAUAAGUGUUGGGUACUGCAUAAUCUCUUGGUGCUACAGUUGAUGGACAACCAGUCAAAGCAAUAAUUGGAAAGAUUAAUUCUGGUGAACUUAAAGUUGAAAAAUGAUAAUGAUUAUUAAUUAUUUCAUAUUAUACACAAAAUAAUAAUAUCAUCAGUUAAAAA